Penicillium taxi is the source of this 354-nucleotide messenger RNA. RefSeq lists its product as uncharacterized. The record is from RefSeq and is a predicted model, not a curated record. The transcript has a single exon. The coding region runs from base 1 to 354 and encodes 117 amino acids. NCBI's taxonomy places the organism in Eukaryota, Fungi, Ascomycota, Eurotiomycetes, Eurotiales, Aspergillaceae.
AUGGAAGAGCUCAAGGAAAAUUUGAACCUUGAAGAACUUGAAGUAGUCGAUCUUCGUUACAACAAAAGCAUGUCUGAAGCUCUUGUCCGGAAUAAAAAUGAGAUGAUUGGAAAUCAAAUGAAUCAGAUCAAAGCGCAAGAGGUCCAGACAAAGGAUUUGAAUGCCAAAAUUGCCAAAUUAGAAUCGGAGAUCAAAAUACAGAAGAAAAAGUUGAAAGACCGAAUUGCUGAGUUGAAAUCCGAGGCUAAAAGCCUUCAGAAAAAGCUAAGAGCGGCGAACAAGCAGCUUGGAUUGAAUGUGAAAAGGGAUGAGAAAGAGUCUAUAUCUCAACGAAGCCGAUGUUGGCCAUUAUAG